Sphaeramia orbicularis (orbiculate cardinalfish) is the source of this 1432-nucleotide messenger RNA. RefSeq names its product deoxyribonuclease-1-like. Gene Ontology annotation, molecular function: DNA binding; deoxyribonuclease I activity. The record is from RefSeq and is a predicted model, not a curated record. The transcript has 10 exons. Gene Ontology annotation, biological process: DNA catabolic process. Bases 114 to 1067 code for a protein of 317 amino acids. NCBI's taxonomy places the organism in Eukaryota, Metazoa, Chordata, Actinopteri, Kurtiformes, Apogonidae. Gene Ontology annotation, cellular component: nucleus.
CACAAGUACAACUGUUAGUGUGUCAUCCACAGGGUUCUGCUGAACAGCUUCCAUUUGUCUGAACCGUACUGGAGAUCAGCUGUUUUUACCUGAGAUUAACACCAACAGACAACAUGAAAAUAGCCUCCUUUAACAUCCAGAAGUUUGGAAAAGCCAAAGUAUCGAACCCAGAUGUCCUCAACAUCCUGACAAAGAUUGUGUGUCGUUAUGACAUCAUCCUGAUCCUGGAGGUGGUGGACAUCAGCGGGGAGUCGGUGAAAAUCCUGCUGGACACCCUCAACAGAGCCACACAAGAGCAUCACUACAGUCUGCAGAUCAGCACCCGACGAGGCAAAAGCAGCUACAAGGAGCAGUUCCUGUUCCUGUACAGGGAUGAUCUGGUGGACCUGAUCAGCUGUUAUCAGUUUGAGGACCAGAACACUUUAGAAGAAGAUGUGUUUUCCAGAGACCCGUACAUCCUGAGGUUCAGAUGCAACACUACAGUGUUGAAGGACCUGGUGUUGAUCCCAGUUCACACCAGACCCGAAGACUCUGUGUCGGAGUUGGACACGCUCUACGAUGUUUUCCAGAAUGUGAAGAAGAAGUGGAGGACUGACAAUGUGAUGAUUUUGGGCGACUUUAACGCUGAUGGUGGAUACGUCACCAAGACGGAGAUGAAGACGCUUCGUAUCCGUAGCGACAAGGACUUCCACUGGCUGAUCUCAGAUAGUGUCGACACCACGACAAGCACCAAAAAUGACAACACAUAUGACAGGAUCGUGGUGUAUGGAGAUGACAUGCUGCAGGCUGUAGUUCCACACUCUGCUAAACCCUUCAACUUCCAGGAAGAAUACGCACUCACUUCAGACCAGGCGCUGAAGGUGAGCGACCAUUAUCCAGUGGAGGUGGAGCUGAAGUCCAAACCUCAGACUGGAGACAAAGGUGUGGACCUUCAGUGCGAUGCUGUGGAUGCAGAUCUGCAGGAGCUGAAGAAAGGAAACCUGCUACUGGAGAGGGAGAAGCUCCACCUGGAGAUUCAGCUGCUCCAGAUGCAGAUGGCCCAGCUCAAGCCCAAAGACCAGGCCUAAACCCCUGGAAGAGCCAAAGACCAGGCCUAAACCCCUGGAAGAGCCAAAGACCAGGCCUAAACCCCUGGAAGAGCCAAAGACCAGGCCUAAACCCCUGGAAGAGCCAAAGACCAGGCCUAAAGCUCAGGAAGAGCAUCAAAAGCUCACAGAUACCCGUUUAUCUCCACAGUACCUCAGGCUUCAUUCAGCCGUUCGUUUUUUAAAGACAAGCAUUUGCAUCAGUUUUCUGAGCUGUUUUACCGUGUUUCCACUACGUGGAACCAGCUCGACUCCACUCUGGUACCAGGUCCUAUUCCAGACCCUUUCCAUUACAGAUACUACCCACUUUCCAGUACCUGGUCGUCAUAGUGAUGCGGUGCGUUACU